AUGGAAGCCUUGGUCUGUGCGUUCUCUGAGCUGCACAUAAGAGAAGAUUCCGUGAGCUGGGCCCAAGGACUCCCCAGUCACCCCGACACACCAUCCAACAUCUACGAAGGAGGGCUGGGGGCCCAGCAGCAGCAGUGCCCCAGUGCCCAGGGAAGCAAGCCCAAGAACUUCCGGCUGCGCCACCUCCGGGGCCUGGCACUCUACCUACCGGGCCACAUGCAGCCUGCUGGCCAGUGUGAGAGUCACUGGCUGGGCCGGCUCAUGGCUGGGAGCUGCCUCCCGUGGCCUGAGGGCCUGGCCUGGCCCCUGGACCUGCCACAGGGUACUCUGAACCCAGGUAACAGCCACCGUUCAGCCCUUCUGGAAGCUCAGCUGCCCAGGGACAGCCUGGGAAAUACAGCACCCAGUUCCAGCAUGGAUCCAGCCAAGGGUGCCUCCUCCCAGCCUGGUACCCAUGAAGGCUUGGGGUUCAGGCCCAAGAGAUCCUGGCAGGCCUCAGAGGAGUCCACCUGUCCACUGUGCAAGAGGAUCUGCUCUGGGGCUCUGGAGAGGCCGUAG
This is a messenger RNA of Pipistrellus nathusii (Nathusius's pipistrelle), 558 nucleotides long. The record is from the annotation of a GenBank genome assembly. Lineage: Eukaryota; Metazoa; Chordata; Mammalia; Chiroptera; Vespertilionidae.